CGGAUGGAGAGCUUCUGGCAGGCGGUGAGCCGUAAGAAACCGAACGACGACGACGGCAGCCACUCGAAGCUGGCGCGCGUUCUCACGCUGCUCGAUCUGACGGGGCUCGGUGUGGGCAGCACACUCGGGCUGGGCGCCUAUGUCCUGGCCGGUUCGGUGGCAUACGAACAGGCGGGCCCAGGGGUCGUCAUCUCGUUCGUCAUCGCUGCCCUAGCGGCCGCCAUUGCCGGGCUGUGCUAUGCCGAGUUUGCGUCGCGCGUACCGAAGGCGGGUUCGGCGUACAUCUACACCUACAUCACGAUCGGCGAAUUUGCGGCCUUCACGAUCGGCUGGAACCUGAUGCUUGAGUACAUUAUCGGCACGGCCAGUGUAGCCCGGGGACUGAGCGGCUACAUCGAUGCGCUGAUUGAUCAUCGAAUGGGGAAUGCACUGAAGGAGGUGGUGGAGAUCAAGGUCAGCUUUCUGGCCCAGUACCCGGACGUGUUUUCGUUCGUAGUCGUCCUGUUCAUCACGGCACUGCUGGCCUACGGAGUGAAGGAAUCGACCCUACUGAACAACCUAUUCACCGGUGUCAACCUGAUCGUGAUCGCGGUCGUACUGGUGUCGGUCGGCAUUAAGGCGGAUCCGGCCAAUUGGGCCAUCCGGCCGGAUGAUCCCAGCAUACCGGCGGGGCUGCAAGUCGGUGCCGGCGGAUUCCUCCCGUACGGGAUGGCCGGUGUGAUGGCCGGAGCGGCCAAGUGCUUCUACGGGUACGUCGGGUUCGACUGUAUCGCCACGACCGGCGAGGAGGCCCAGAACCCGUCGCGCAACAUUCCGCUCGCCAUCAUCGGCUCGCUGCUGAUCAUCUUCCUGUCCUACUUCGGCGUGGCCACCGUCCUCACGAUGGCCCUGCCGUACUUCCUGCAGGACCCGGUCGCACCGUUCCCGCGGCUGUUCGACUGUCUCGGCUGGCAGGAGAUCAAGUGGAUCGUAUCGAUCGGAGCAAUCUUUUCGCUCUGCACCAACUCGCUCGGCGCAAUGUUCCCGCUGCCACGCGUCCUGUACGCGAUGUCCUCCGACGGGAUGCUGUUCAAGCAGCUGCGGAAGGUUCACCCGAAAACGAAAACCCCGCUGCUGGCCACCAUUCUGUCGGGCGUGUUCUCCGGCACGAUGGCCCUACUGUUCGAUCUGCACCAGCUGAUCGAUAUGAUGUCGAUCGGUACGCUGCUCGCGUACACGAUCGUGGCCGUUAGUGUGCUGGUGUUGCGGUACGAGCAGAACACCAACUUCGUCGCCAGCACGCAAACCAAAUCGACGGCCGUGGCCAAGCAGCUGUUCAAUCUGACCUGCCUGACCGCACCGAGCAGUCUUUCGUCGAGCAUCGUCAAGGUGGCGGUGCUCGUUUACGCCAUCACGAUCUGCGGUAUCAGCUCGAUCCUGGUGCACGGGCAGGAGCACCUCAACCAGUACAGUCCCCUGUUCUGCACGCUUCUUACGGCGCUGACCGUGGUGGCCCUGCUGCUGGCGCUCAUCAUUUCCUGCCAGCCGACGGAGGCCCGCUCGCUCACAUUCCGGGUGCCAUUCGUUCCGUUCCUUCCGCUGCUCAGCAUCCUCGUCAACGUGUACCUGAUGUUUCAGCUCGAUGCGGCCACCUGGGUACGGUUCAUGAUCUGGCUGCUGUUCGGUUUCGUCAUCUACUUCUCCUACGGCAUCCGGCACUCGGUGCUGGGUUCCGGCAGCCAAACGCUGUCCGAGAGCCAGCUGGAGAACCCGUUCGCCACAUUCGGUACCAUUAAGGUGUAGUCCGUCGUCCGGGUCGGACCGAGAGUACGGUCAUUCCGAUCGCCGUCGAGGGAAUCGCUGAGUGCGCUGGGAGCGCCUUCAGUAGUUUUGCUAAAAUGUUGCGUAGGGUAGGUUAGUGGACUAGGACUAGGACUUUGUGAUCGAUGCAUUACGCGUCCGUCAGUCAGUCACUCAGGUAGCGAGCUGCAGCGCCAGAUUUUGAACCCUAGAACUGUGAGCUAAACGGGUGUCUUACCUAGAUUUGGUAACGGCACAAUAAACACAUUUAUUUACAA
Messenger RNA from Anopheles bellator, 2057 nucleotides. Its product is annotated as cationic amino acid transporter 2-like. The record is from RefSeq and is a predicted model, not a curated record. Gene Ontology annotation, molecular function: amino acid transmembrane transporter activity. Bases 4 to 1782 code for a protein of 592 amino acids. Gene Ontology annotation, cellular component: plasma membrane. Gene Ontology annotation, biological process: amino acid transport; transmembrane transport. Lineage: Eukaryota; Metazoa; Arthropoda; Insecta; Diptera; Culicidae. The transcript has 3 exons.